This is a messenger RNA of Leptosia nina, 4272 nucleotides long. The record is from the annotation of a GenBank genome assembly. NCBI's taxonomy places the organism in Eukaryota, Metazoa, Arthropoda, Insecta, Lepidoptera, Pieridae.
AUGUCGAAGAUACCUGUCGACAGAGACGGCAAAUCAAGAGCUUUAGAUAUCCGAAACACAUAUCCCAGUGAACAUAAAAUAAGAAGCCUACAAACAGAUAUCCAAACUUCUUACGAUAAAAAUAAUGCAAGAAAGUGCGAUGAAAGACACAAAAACGAUAUUAAAGAUAAGUUAUACUACAGACCUUACAACACUCUGAUACCGAAAAUUAACUUUAAAAUGGAAAAAGUAACUGAAAGGAAUCCAAGAAUAUUAGAUUUACGCGAGAAGUUAAAUGAGAUUUCAAAAAAGCAAGACUUAAAUGUCGAUAAGAGAACAAAAAGCCUUAUAAACGACAUAACGCAACAGCUGGUUGAAGACAAAGAAGGGGAUGAAUCAGGACCAUAUAGCUUGUUAUUUGAUCUACAUAAUCCCUCCACAUCCAGUAGGGUGAAAAAUGAUAUAAAUAAUAGUGGCUCCAUAGAAUUUGAUGAAGGAAUCGAGCUAGCAUCGCGUUAUGCCAAUAAAAUCUGCAAUCCAAAAAUUCCUACAGAGAGGCUUCCCAACGUCCUCAAUUUUGACAACAAACCUUUAAAGGAGUUUGAAUACUCAUGUGAAAAAGAAUUUAAUUGUUUGCCUAAGACAACUUUUAGUACACAUUCGCGGUCUGAUCUUUGCCUGCAAUUAAAGUCACACGUAUAUCCCCGAAAUUUUGAAACGAACUCAAGUCCGAACGAAAUCUCGAUGUCUAGAAACAACGAAGAAAACUCUUUAGAUGACAGUCUAGGAAUUUUGACUCCCGACCAAAUGGAUGAUAUUUGUUAUUUAGAAAACGCGUUCUCACCAACCGUUGAAGGAUUGCCAAUUUUUUGUGAUAAUAAUGAGGAUAAACGGUCUCCUGAUAAUGGAGACUCUCCUUCAACUGAUAAAACUGAAAGCAAUUCUGCUGCUUCAACAAUACAAAAUGAAGGUUUUGAUAAUGCUGUUAAUGAAAUACAAUGUACCGUGCGAAAUGAAGCUUUGCCUUCGAUUAUUACUAUAGUUGCUACGGAAAAAAAAUGUUGCGAUGAUAAAGAAUUAUUUUUCCUCACUAAUGAUAAUGUUAAGUCUGAAUCAUUGCUGGAACAAGACAAAAUUGAUACACAAGAAGGAGACAUAUGUCAGGAGGGUUCCAUUUCUGAUGUUAUAGAAGAAGAAUUUUUACCUUCUAUCCAUGGUAGCAUUUUAGAACCAGCUAGUUCAAUGGCGGAUACAACAGUGAAUAUCGAAAUUCCUUUAGAUACUAAACACACGAAUAGAAUUGAACAAACCCCGUCUCCUGAAGACCUACCGUUAGAUAAUUCAGAUAUAAACGGAGAAAUUAGUACUUACUCCCAAUUUUCUGUAUCAACUGUCCAUGACUCCCAAACAUAUUCAGAUAGCAAGAGUAACGAUUAUACUAAAUCAAUGGAAACUUCAAAGGUAUCGAAUAGUUUUAUUACAAGUAUAACAAGCAUUACAAGUCUCGACGGCUACCAAGGUGAUGGUGAAAUGUCGAGACCUGUGAGCAGAAGCGCUGAACAUAAUGUAGGACCUCGUGAAGAUGUGAUUGAUAUGGAUUGGCAAAAUGUGGCGGUGCCUAGAAGACCUGAUCCUAUGACGGAUUCAGACUUUUUCACGGAAAGUGAUGCUGAUGGAUUCGAUGAGCAUAUGCAACGUGGUGAUCGGCGAGCACAAGUCAUAGAUGGUGCAUUGUAUGGUGGUAAAAAUAAAAAGAAUAAUCCACCGUUAAUUGUCAAUAGAAGUGAGGAUUCUUGCAUGGAAUCCAGUGGAGUAUAUACUGAUUUUGAAAAUCAUCGUGCAUCGCCGGUGUUUUUGAAUGCUAUUAACGACAUGUCACCAGCUUCUACAAUAUCAUCACGAUCUGAUUGUAGUCAGAAAAAUAUAGAGCAUAUGUAUUUCACGCCGCUCGAUAACACUUUGGAGGAAAAGGAUUCCAAUAUUAUAUCUACGGUCGACGAUGAAAAUAUAACUCCUAAAAAUACGAGUAAAAGGAAUUCAAUUAAAAGCGAUAAAGAGCUCAAUAGUAACGAAAAAAACAAAGAGGAAAAGAGAAGUUUUACUUUAAAGAAAUACAAGAUGCCAAAACGUGAUGUUCCAAGUAAGCUUAAAACAAUGCUACAAAGUAGGAAAACUGAUAUAGAUAAUAGCGUUCAGAGUAGUCCAAAAGCGGUGAAGAAAACAGAAAGGCGAGAAAACUUUAUGAAAAAGAACAUAAUUGAUAUUAAAAGUGACUACAGAGUAAAAUCCUACAAGGAUGUCAAAUCAAAAGUUGAUUGUUCGUUCUCAUUGCAACGCUCUCAAACUUCAUGUAGUGUGACCAGAAUUCUUAGUUCCAAAUCACCGAAUUCGAACUCCAAGCCGAAAAGUCGCCAUAUGCGCAUGCGCAUGGAUCUUGGGUCAGCAAAUGCUAGCGGCAAGAGCAGUCUUCACAGCUCACAGAGUGACAUAAGUGCAACUAGCACUCCGGUGGUCAAACAUUCGUCAAGUCGCUUCCCCUUACUAAGAAAUGGGAAAAAGAGGGAGAGCGCUCCAACACCAACGACGACCAACCGAACCCCCGCUACAUCCACCCCUCAGCCAACCCCCCCGAAUCAGGCUAAAAAGAAUGGCGUGGUGCAAAAGUUAUCAUCGUCUCCUGUGGCUGUGCGUCCUCGGACAUCUCUCGCGCCGCCACCGUCACCUAGGAAACCUGUUCCUCACAGGACAACGCCACAAAGACCGACUACACUCGCAACAACAAAAGAAACACCACGAGUAGCAACAGCUGUCGGGCCACGAAGCAAGCGAGCGCAAACCCCGCAGCAGCCGCAGCCAGCUGCCCGUACGCCGACCGCUCCGCUAACCGCGCCGCUCUCCGCUCCGCUUAUUCCUCCUUUGCCUGUGCCCUCGAGAAAACACGCUGAUGCUCUCGCGCACGCCGCCAAAGGUGUGGAAGCACUUGGUGUUUUAGUGCAAUAUUUGGUGUUCCGAUUGGACGCACUAAACGGCAGUUCCUGGCGAUCGGAAGCGGAGAGAUGGCGAGGUGUGGCUGCGGCUGAACGUAGCAGUGCUGCACGGGCUGACAGAGAUAGACAGCAACGGGCGCAGAAAGAUCUCGAUACUAUCGCUGAAUGCCUGAGCAAGAUCUCAGAGCUCGAGAUGGAAGUAUCUUCGAAAGAAGAGGCGAACGCUCGCUUACAAGCCACACACGUAGAAGAGGUUUCCGCUUUAAAGAACGAUGUUAAAGAAUUAAAGGAUACUAUCGAAUCCUUAAAACAUGAAGUAGCUGAGAGUCGCGCAAGAUUGCACGCUCACAGUGAAAUAGAGAGGACACUGCGCGCGCAACUCGAAGCAGCACGGACGGAGAUGGAGAAUUUGGAUAACUCAAAUGAGUCGUCCAAAAUAAACAUCUCCUGUGAUGCUGCUUGCGAUCCUGUCUACUGGGAGGUGGAGGAAUGUGAACUGAGGGUAAAUUCUGAAGAGGAAUUGAGCAAAGACGUCACAGAACUAGCUGCUGAGGUGAGAUCGCUAAGAGCCGUCGUUGAGCUUAAGCAAGCAGAGAUAGUGUCACUAAGAGACGCGAGGAGUGAAUUGGCUGCUGAAAGGGAAAGGAGAAUCGCCGCUGAACGCGAUGCUGGCAAUGCGCGUCAUGCUUCUGAAGAGCUGCGCGAGAGAGCAGCAGCUAGGCAGCGCGAGGCGGACAGACUAAGGGAUGACAAUAGAAGACUGAAAGAAACAGCUGCGAGGGACAGGGACCACGCUACUAGGCUUUUAGCACAUAAUGAAGAAUUAAGAUACAAACUCAGACAGAAAUCUCAAGUGGUAUCCCUGCUAGCGGGUGGGGGUUAUAUUGAGCGAACUACGAUGCGCACACGCACCUCGUCCGGUGAUUCGGUGCGCUCUAAUUCGUCGCUCCCAUCAUCGCCUUCACCCGCGGUAUCACCAGACCCUGAUUCGCCACCACUACCCGCUGUCAAAGGAGUCGUAGAGAAACACGAUUCUGUCAGCUGGGUUCUACAGAUAGAAGAAACCCCUGAAGAAAUGGCUUCGAGGCUUGCACGAAAAUCAUCUUUCCGGGCAUCGGCAUCUCCAAGUGGCGUGAAAAGACGCGGCGGGGGUUCCCCCGGUAGUGGAUCCCCUGCCCCUGCGUCCCCCGCCCCCAAUGCCUCCAAAUUGUUCCGGCCUGGUGAACUCGACUUCCCACCGCCGCCGCCACCUCUCAAAGAAUCAGCUGGUGAGGCGAUUUACAUAUACGAUGAAAGUCAGUAUUGA